AUGCGCAGGAGUAGAAGUGCUAAACUUCUACCAUUAGAUCCUGAGAUAGAGCGCACCUUGCAUCGGUUGAGAAGAGAGAAUAGAAGAAGGGAAGAAUUGCAGGUAGUUGAGAUGGCAGAUGAUGACAUCAACCGCCAAAUACAGGGUGCUGCCAGAGCACUUCGAGACUAUGCAGUACCUACUAUUAUGGGUUCUGCGAUCAGAAGGCCCACUAUUCCAGCUAAUAACUUUGAACUGAAGUCAGCACUCAUCCAGAUGGUUCAAUCAAAACAGUUUGGAGGAUAUCCCAACGAGAGUCCUGAUGAGCAUAUUGCAGGAUUCCUCCAAUACUGUAACACGGUAAAGAUGAAUAAUGUCACUGAUGAUGUUAUUAGAUUACAGCUUUUUCCUUUCUCAGUUAGGGAUAAAGCGAGAGCCUGGUUCAAUUCACUGCCACAAGAGUCCAUCACCACCUGGGCCGACCUUUCAUCUAAGUUUCUCAGGAGAUUUUUCCCACCAGCUAGGACUGCAAGAUUGAGGAACGAAAUCACUAACUUCACCAACCUGGAUGAUACAUUGAGGUCUCUAGUAGAUGCUGCAGCAGGAGGCGCACUGAUGGGUAAGAAUUAUAAUGAAGCAAGUGCUUUGAUAGAAGAGAUGGCCUCCAGUGCACAUAAUUGGCAGAAUGAGAGAAGUAAAUCAAGAGUGGCAUCAGUCAAUGACAUGGACACUAUUGCUAAUUUGACAACCCAGAUUUCAGCUCUCACUACCCAGGUUGCUUUUUGUGAGUUGUGUUCAGGACCACAUUCGACUCUUGAAUGCAUGUCUGGAAAUCCCUCGGCUUCACCCAAUGGAGAGCAAGUGAACUUUGUCAACAACUUCCAACGGAGUAAUCAAGGGCCUUAUUCGAACACUUACAAUCCCGGGUGGCGUAAUCAUCCUAAUUUCUCAUGGAGGAAUGAGAAUAAUGCACUUAAACCGCCACUUGGAUUCCAAAAGCAAGGCCCUGCUCAGAAUGCUCCACCUCAGCAAAGUCAGUCGAGAAUGGAAGAGCUCAUGUUGAGCUAUAUGCAAAAGACUGACACCAUGCUACAGAAUCAACAAGCCACUAUUCGAAACCUAGAGGUUCAGAUUAGUCAGAUUUCUCAGCAAUUGAGUAAUAGACCAUCAGGGUCUUUACCCAGCAACACUGAAGAGAACCCCAAGGGUGUCAAUGCUAUAAUGCUGAGGAGUGGCAAGGAAUUGGAAACAGUCAAUAGAAAAGCUCAAACUCAGGAGGAGAGUCCGGAGAAAGACAAAGGUAAGCAAAAGGUGGAAGAACCAAGGCAGAAGUCACUAGGGGUGAAACUGUAUGUUCCUCCUGUCCCUUUUCCAAGAAGAUUGAAGCAACAACAGUUGGACGCCCAAUUUGCUAAAUUCCUAGAUGUCUUUAAAAAGCUGCAAAUCAACAUUCCAUUUGCAGAAGCACUCCAGCAGAUGCCUUCAUAUGCUAGAUUCAUGAAGGAUCUGCUCACUAAAAAGAGGAAGUUUGAUGGGAGUGAGCCUGUGAUGCUUACAGGAGAGAGUAUCAAAUAUCCAAAGGGUAUUGUCGAGAAUGUCCUGGUGAAGGUAGACAAAUUCAUAUUUCCAGUCGACUUCAUAGUCUUGGAGAUGGAGGAGGACAGAGAGGUGCCCAUGAUCCUUGGCAGACCGUUCCUUGCGACAGGUAAAGCAUUAAUAGAUGUGGAACAAGGUAAGCUCACUUUAAGAGUUAUGAAUGAACAAAUAACUUUUAAUGUUUAUGACGCCAUAAAGAAAUUUGAUGAUGGCAAAUCUUGUUACACCAUUGAUAUUAUUGAUGAGCUUAUCUCUGAGUCUGGGGAGGAGAAAGCAGGUGUGGAUACAAUGGAAUCAGUCCUUAGGGAUCUGGACGAUUGGAGUGAUGAUGAUGAGCAUGAGGAAGAAUCUGUGGAGAAGGUAUCAGAAAUCAAGGCUCGCUACUAUGAGGAGCUGGGCACCAGUGCGACAAAACCAGUAUCAUCUUUGACACAGUCCCCGGUGCUAGAACUUAAACCAUUGCCUAGCCAUUUAAAAUAUGCCUAUCUUGGAAUAGAUGAUACUUUGCCAAUAAUUAUCUCUUCUUCCUUGACAGGUGAUCAGGAGCAACAGCUCCUAAGCGUGCUGAGAGAGCACAAGGAGGCAAUAGGAUGGACUGUUGCAGAUAUCAAAGGGAUCAGCCCUUUGAUUUGCACUCACAGGAUAAUGUUGGAAGCUGAGUGCAAACCCAUAGUGCAACCACAGAGGCGACUUAACCCAACUCUCAAAGAGGUAGUGAAGAAAGAAGUGCUUAAACUGUUGGAUGCAGGUAUUAUCUAUCCUAUCUCAGAUAGUAAAUGGGUUAGUCCUGUUCAAGUAGUGCCUAAAAAGGGUGGUAUGACUGUGGUUAAAAAUGAGGUCAAUGAAUUAAUCCCGACUCGUACUGUGACUGGGUGGAGAGUUUGUAUAGAUUACAGGAAACUAAAUGAUGCUACCCGUAAAGACCAUUUCCCCCUCCCUUUCAUUGAUCAGAUGCUAGAAAAACUUGUAGGGCAUGAUUAUUAUUGUUUUCUAGAUGGUUAUUCUGGUUACAAUCAGAUUCAUAUAGCACCCGAGGACCAGGAGAAAACCACAUUCACUUGUCCUUAUGGCACUUUUGCCUUUAGGAGAAUGCCUUUCGGUCUCUGUAAUGCACCUGCCACUUUCCAGAGGUGCAUGAUGUCUAUAUUUUCUGACAUGUUAGAGAAUUUUAUUGAAAUAUUUAUGGAUGAUUUCUCUGUUUUUGGGAAGUCAUUUGAAUCUUGUCUGACAAAUUUAGGCUGUGUGCUUAAAAGAUGUAAGGAGACUAAUCUGCUUCUGAACUGGGAGAAAUGUCAUUUUAUGGUAAGAGAGGGUAUAGUCUUAGGUCACAAGGUGUCAAAGAAAGGGAUUGAAGUUGAUCGAGCAAAAGUGGAGAUAAUAGAGAAGUUGCCACCACCCACUUCAACAAAAGGAGUAAGGAGCUUCUUAGGACAUGCUGGCUUCUACAGGAGAUUUAUCAAGGACUUUUCUAAAAUCUCUAGACCUCUUUGUAAUUUACUUGAAAAAGAUUCUGCUUUUGUUUUUAAUGACAAUUGUUUGCAGGCAUUCAAUUUAUUGAAGGAGAAACUCACUUCUGCACCAGUGAUCGUUGCACCUAAUUGGGAGCUUCCGUUUGAGCUGAUGUGUGGUGCCAGCGACUAUGCUGUAGGAGCAGUACUUGGGCAAAGGAGAGGUAAGGUAUUUCAUGCAAUAUACUAUGCUAGUAGAACUUUAAAUGAGGCCCAAAAGAACUAUGCCACAACUGAAAAGGAGCUUUUAGCAGUCAUAUUUGCAUGUGACAAGUUUCGGCCUUAUCUGAUAGGUUCUAAGAUCAUAGUAUACACAGACCAUGCUGCCCUGAAAUAUUUGUUUGCCAAAGCUGAUGCUAAACCUAGGCUAAUUCGUUGGAUUCUACUGCUACAAGAAUUUGACCUGGAAAUUAGAGACACAAAGGGAACUGAAAAUGUAGUGGCUGAUCACUUAUCCCGUUUGGAAUCUGAUUGUUUAGAUUCACCCAUUAAUGAAAAGUUCCCUGAUGAACAAUUGCAUGUAGCAGAAAUCCAAGGAUUACCUUGGUAUGCUGAUAUAGUCAAUUACAUGGUUAGCAACAUCACACCAUAUGGUUUGUCAUCUCAACAGAAAAAGAAAUUUUUGCAUGAUGUGAAAUACUAUUUUUGGGAUGAACCAUAUCUGUUUAAAUAUUGUGCUGACCAAGUAAUUAGACGCUGUGUGCCUGAAACUGAACAACUUAGCAUAAUACAACACUGUCAUUCUAAGGAAGCAGGAGGCCACUUUGGUGUGGAAAGAACUGCAACUAAGAUCUUAUCUUGUGGAUUUUAUUGGCCUAGAGUAUUUCAUGAUUGCAGGAAUUACAUUAUGUCUUGUGCUCCAUGCCAAAGAACUGGCAAUAUUUCUAGGAGACAUGAAGUACCACAAAAUAGCAUUCUUGUAAUUGAGCUUUUUGAUGUGUGGGGAAUAGAUUUUAUGGGUCCUUUUCCCUCUUCUUUUUCAAAUAAAUAUAUUCUUGUGGCUGUUGAUUAUGUUUCAAAAUGGGUAGAAGCAGUUGCUCUACAAAGUAAUGAUGCCAGAGUUGUAAUCAGAUUUUUGAAAAAGAACAUCUUUUCAAGAGUUGGGGUACCUAGAGCCAUUAUAAGUGAUGGGGGAUCACAUUUUUGCAAUCGGCAAUUUGAAAAAUUAUUAUCAAAAUAUGGAGUUACUCAUAAAAUUGCCACCCCUUAUCAUCCACAGACUUGUGGACAGGUUGAGGUGUCCAAUAGGGAAAUAAAGCGUAUCUUAGAGAAAACAGUCAAUGCAUCUAGGAAAGAUUGGUCUUUAAAACUUGAUGAUGCAUUGUGGGCUUACAGGACAGCUUUCAAAACCCCCAUAGGAAUGUCCCCAUACAAGAUUGUUUAUGGUAAAUCAUGUCACCUACCAGUAGAGCUUGAGCACAAAGCAUAUUGGGCCAUAAAAUACCUUAACUUUGAUUUACAAGCUGCAGGUGAAAAGAGAUUGCUCCAGUUGAAUCAGAUGGCUGAGAUGAGAGAGGAAGCAUAUGAAAAUGCUAGGAUAUACAAGGAGCGAGCCAAGCGAUGGCAUGAUAGGAACAUCCUAAAGCGAGAGUUUUUGCCUGGUCAGAAAGUCCUAUUAUACAACUCUCGCUUGAAGUUGUUCCCAGGUAAGUUAAAAUCUCGAUGGUCUGGACCAUUUGUUAUUUCUAAUGUUUUUCCCUAUGGUGCAGUUGAGCUGAAGUCAGAAGAUGACCGCACUUUUAAAGUAAACGGUCAUCUUCUCAAGCAUUACUUUGAAGGGGAAAAUAUUGAUGGUGAUGCCACUACGGUGGAUCUAGCAAAUUCGGUUGAAGAACUGGAAAAGUCGAACUAGCGACUAUAAACUAAGUGCUUCAUGGGAGGCAGCCCAUGUCUGAGAGCUAAAGUCCCUGUUGGCUCUCAAUUCUUUUGCUUCAUUUGUUUUAUUUUGAUUUGUUGUUGGUUUGCACUUUAUCAAGCACCCACUCAUUGGGUAGACUUGGGAUAUUUGCUAUUUGAUUGUUUUAGUUAAGAUGGAUUAUCUGCUAUUUUUGUUCUUUUUGUUGU
Molecule: messenger RNA, 5147 nt
Organism: Punica granatum (pomegranate)
Lineage: Eukaryota; Viridiplantae; Streptophyta; Magnoliopsida; Myrtales; Lythraceae
Source: RefSeq, a predicted model, not a curated record